Molecule: messenger RNA, 1887 nt
Organism: Theileria parva strain Muguga
Lineage: Eukaryota; Apicomplexa; Aconoidasida; Piroplasmida; Theileriidae
Exons: 1
Coding region: 1-1887 (628 amino acids)
Source: RefSeq, a predicted model, not a curated record
AUGAAAAUUGUUAAAUUAGCUUUGAUCGCAGUCAUUAUAUCAUGCCCCUACAAAUUAGUUUACGCCAGUGACACCACUGGUACAUCGCAAUCAACUACAGCAGAUUCCGACCAAACUUCAGGAACAGGUCAGGCUACUACUCCUAGUACUCAAACAACUUCAUCUGAAACUACGUCUGGUACAACUUCGCCGGGAACUCAGACUACUACUCCCUCCUCUGCAGCAGCUACACCCGCUGCUAAAGCAAAUUUAAAACCAGUUACCCUUGACAUAAAGAAGAGUAACAGUACUGAUGAGUCAGAGUACUUGAAGGAUGGUAACUACAGGACAUACACUCCUAAACCAAGCAAUGCAUUUUCAAAGAUAGUAAAAGGUAACAAUGAUGUAUGGACUUCCACGGGUAAUGAUAACGCAGUAAAUGUGGUACUCAUGGGUUCUGGAAACAAUCCAAAACACCUUGCAAUUCUUCUUAACAGUGGUAAAUUAGUAUUUCUAUACAAGGAAGGUAAAAAUAAGCCCUGGACUGACAUAACAAGUCAGAAACAUGAUUUAAAGAAACUUAAGUUUCUUGGUGAGAAUAACACUGAGCUAACUUCAUCUAGUUAUAAGAUAACUAUUGUAAAUUUAUCCUACACUUUUACUUUCAAUGAUGGAGUAAAUUGUCUCACUAUAAAGCUGGGAGAUAAAGAUAUUUGGAAAAGUAGUGACGAUAGCAAUUUUGAGUCGAUCAAGACGUUUUAUCUCGAUCUUAGUAAUAAUUUGUUUAGUGUCACAAAUAGUAAAGAUCAGACAAAGCAAGUUACUAAACCUGAGGUCACAAAGGUCACCAUUGACAUCAAUACGACUCAGGGUACCGCCCAGUUUGACCACUCCAAGAGUGGUGAAAAUCACACAUACACCGCUAAAUCAGGUCAUGGAUUUAACAAAGUUACUGAGGGAAAUAGUGCCAUUUGGGAGUCGAAAGAAGAUGUUUAUGGAACUUUAGUCAGGACUAAGACUGUGGAUAAGAAGGAUAAGACCACAGAUAUUGAAAAAUACCUGGCAAUACUUCUCGACAACAAUUCAUUUAAACUUUUCGAAAAGAAAACUGGUGGAAGCUGGACUGACAUCACUGAUAAGAAACGUGAUGUUACUAAACUGAAGUUCUAUGGUGAAAACGAUAUUGAACUUACGACUUCUGACUACACAGUUACCAUCCUUAAUUUCCCAUACAGAGUCACAUUCAAUAGUGGAGUUAAAUGUAAAAAGAUCACGUAUGGAGGUGAUGACGUCUGGAACAGUACAGAUGACACCGAGUUUAAGGACAUCAGUAUGUUUUCUCUUGGCCUUAUCUCAAACGAGUUUUUCGUACUUAAGAGUGAAUCUCAUCACAAGAAAGUAGAAGUUAAAAAAUCUGAUGGCAAAACCAAAACUGGCACCGGGGGUUCACAACCAGCAACCGGGGGUUCACAACCUACUUCAGGAGGUCAGACUGGUACUGGAGCUUCACAACCACCAACCGGAGCUACCCCAACUCCUACUACUGGAACAGGUCAAACUAGUACAACACCUGCUUCUGGUGCUGCUACAACUACUACUCCUACACCUGGUUCUGGAACUUCACAACCAGCAACCGGAGCUACUACACCCAAUCCUGAAACUGGAGCUCCUACUGGUCAGACUGGAUCUAGACCUACUACAACAACUCCUACUAGUACUACUACAACUGUUUCAAGAGGCCAGAGUGGAUCCACUCCAUCUACAGCCACUCCUACAGGUCAAACUACAGCCACUCCUGCUACAACUCCUGCUGGCCAGACUGGUACUGGAACUAGAUCGACUCCAGCUACAACAACUGCUGGUUCUACUACUUCAGGACGUCGGACCAGAUCUAGUCCAUCAACUUAA